Messenger RNA from Parascedosporium putredinis, 1044 nucleotides. Lineage: Eukaryota; Fungi; Ascomycota; Sordariomycetes; Microascales; Microascaceae. The record is from the annotation of a GenBank genome assembly.
AUGGCGUCUUCUACCCAAAGCAUGGCAGCAAGCCGGGUCCCAGCCUGGAAACGGUUGGGCCUCAAGCUCAAGUCGCCCGCUUCCCAAUCGGAACCCUCGAGCACUCCUAGCACAAUUUCAAAUACCGCAACCCCGACGUUGAGCACUCUAAACGGAAACGUCCGCAGAGUCCGCAGCUUCUUUCAACAAGACGGACAAGUCCCCGGCCAAGAAGAAGAGCAAGAAGAAGCCCCCAAGGACCCCAAGAAGGAAGCAAGUUCGCAGCCUACCGCGACGGCUCCUGAUCUCACGGGCGCUAUCCAGUAUCUUCAGCGGUGGAAGAGCUCGCGGGAUACUUGGAAGUUCAACAAGAAUCAUCAGACGCAGUUGAUCAAUCACGCCUUCAACCCGUCGCUUGUGCCAACCGCCGACGUCGGUGCCUUCUUCGAGUAUAUCCGUGACCUAAAAGGCCAUAUCCGGACGAGACUCAGAGACACUGCGAAAGAGAUCCAAGCCUCCGAUAUGGAAGGGGGCAAGGACCACUUCCCUGCUGGAACCCCUGAUCGGUUUGAUGAGAGGCAGUUUCUACAAGAGCAUGAGGCCGCCAUGGCGCAACGCGUGGUCAAGCGUAUGCGAGCCGAGAUGGUCAUCGACGAGCUGAACAACAGCGACAGUGAUGAGACCAUCAUGACGUCCACAACAGCUUCCGGUGCGGACUCUGAUCCGCCCAAGCCCGAGACAGUGGAGGCUACCGAUGAUGCUGAGCAGCCAGCAAAGCCAGCUGACGGUGCCACACGGCCAGCAAAGCGCAUCCGUGCCUCGAAGCGCCGAGGGGCUGACCUGGACGACAGCAGUUCGGAUGAGUCGUCUGGUGAAGAAGACUCUGCGGACGAGUCUGAUGAAGGGUCCGAUUCCGGGUCUGGCUCUAGUUCAGAAGAGAGUUCGUCGGAAGAAGACGACGGAUCCGAUGACGAAAUGGAACUGGAUCCUAGCCAAGACACUUCAAGCAGUUCAUCAUCCUCGUCUUCAGACGACUCCGAUUCUGACGAAGAGGCCGGCGACUAG